CAGGUGGGAGCUGCGGAUGAUGUUGCCAUACCCACCAAAAAACAGCCACAAUCAGCCGAUCCUCCACUGGAUUUCACCACACCACAGAGCCUCUUUGAAAGUUUUAUUGCCCCGGUGAGCAGAGAUGAAUUCUUCAGCACCUACUGGGAGAAGAAGCCACUGUUAAUCCAGCGCAGUGACCCCAAUAUGCAGAGUUACUACCAGUCUCUCUUCCCAUUGCAAGACUUGAAACAUGCCAGCGGGCAAGGGAUCUACUACAGCAGAGAUGUGAACCUGUGCAAGUGUAAGGAUGGCAAGAAGGUACUUUUAUCUAGACGGGGAAAAGCCAACUACACCGAGAUCAUGAAGGAUUUCCGAAAUGCCAAAGCCACAAUACAGUUUCAUCAGCCCCAAAGAUACAAUGACAAGCUGUGGCAGAUUAUGGAGAAGCUGGAAUGUUUCUUUGGUACACUAGUUGGAUGUAAUGUGUACAUCACACCAUCAGAUUCUCAGGGCCUGCCCGCUCACCAUGAUGAUGUAGAGGUCUUUAUCCUUCAGGUGGAGGGUGAGAAGCACUGGCGGCUCUAUGAACCCAUCAUUCCCCUGGCUAGAGGGUAUGAUGUGGCCCCUGUGGAUAAAGUCAUAACACCCACUCAUGACUUCAUAUUGAAGGAAGGUGACAUGUUGUAUUUUCCACGAGGGGUGGUUUCAUGAGGCUGACACACCGGCAGGCUCCUCACACUCCACACAUGUGACUAUCAGCACCUAUCAGAACACCUCCUGGGCAGACUAUCUGCAGGACCUGAUGCCUGCACUCCUACAUGAUUCAGCGAAGGAAAAAGUGGACCUGAGAAAAGGCAUUCCUCUCCAACAAUUACUGUGUUUAGGUCCUACCAAUGCAGGAAGCACCUUGGCUGGUCUUUUGAAGGACUUGGCUAACCGAAUAGAAGGUGGAUGCCAGCUGCGUUCAUGUGAAAUGCUGCGGGACUUCAUGGGGAAUAGACUUCCACCCUAUAUGAAGGACAGCCCUCCUCUUAACAAGGAGAAAGGAAGCACUAUGAAAUCAGUCAGUCCUCCAAACCUAAACAGCACAAUCAGACUGCAGUACCAGGAUUAUGCCGCCAUCACAGUAGAUCAAGCUCCAAAGAUGCUUGAUCCCACAGAUGAAUUGGUGAUAUAUGUCUUCCACGCCUUAAACAAUAAUCGGAAAUCUCAUAUGGUCUCAGACACUGAAGAAAGAUCUCCUGUGAGCGGUCUGCGUUUCCCUUUGUCAUACAUGAAUGCACUGAAAGCAAUCUGGGAGAAGAAGCUACUGCUUGUUAAAGACCUACCUCUGGAGGGUGACCAUGACAAGGUGAACCUGGCUAUCUCUCUGUGGACAGAGGGCUUAAUUGAGAAUGUCCACACUGAGGGCUGA
Messenger RNA from Staurois parvus, 1396 nucleotides. NCBI's taxonomy places the organism in Eukaryota, Metazoa, Chordata, Amphibia, Anura, Ranidae. The record is from the annotation of a GenBank genome assembly.